This is a messenger RNA of Danio rerio (zebrafish), 8820 nucleotides long. The record is from RefSeq and is a predicted model, not a curated record. Lineage: Eukaryota; Metazoa; Chordata; Actinopteri; Cypriniformes; Danionidae.
UAAGCAGCAAACAUUCCUCGCGCAGCUGAGAGUGAGUGAGCGAGCGAGUGAGUGCAGAGGGACAUGACAUCGACUGUCAGAGCUGCUCUUCCCCGCACACAACAUGGGCUCCACCGCCCAUACCACCAAAACCAGAGCUCAAGCAUCAACGCAAUGUCCCGGACUCGGUUCUGUGUCGUGAAUAGCGCGUAUUGUUAGGCUAUUUGAGGUGUAAAGAUGUGGGUGAUGGUGCUGUGGACUCAGGACAAGAUGGCAGCAGUAUGAGAAACACACAUCAACAUGCUGUGAGUUCAGUUGAAGUGUGUAAAAUGAUCGGAGAAGACCUGGAUUAUAUCUACUGUUACUCCGUGUGAAAGGUAUGGCCUCACAAGUCUUGGUCUACCCACCACAUGUUUUUCAAACUCAGACAAGUGCCUUUUGCAGUGUGAAGAAACUCAAAGUUGAGCCCAGGAACUGUGUUUACCAUGAGAGGGCCUACCCACAGACUUACUUGAAUGGUAGAACCCUUGGCAUUGCUUACCCGACAAAACUUACUGCUUCAUUCAAGACAAGAGAUUCAGUAAUUGGCAUACACCGCGGGCAGGAUUUCCCACUGCAGACGGCUGCUGUACAAGGUGUGCGACGUCAACACACCAUCACAGUGGCACAGCAGCAAAAAAGAGGCGCCUCUUCUCAGGAAAAGGAGUCUGAGCACCAGGACAAAGGAAGGGUUUGCAGCAGUGGAGCUACAAGGGCAGCUGGAAGGGGAAGGGGAGUGGGAAGCGACAGUCAAGAAGAAGGAGGUGGAGGACAGGGUGGAGUUGACGAAGGAGGUGGAGGAGAGGACGAGGGUGACCAGGAAGACUGUGGAGGUUUUGACUUGAAUGACAGCUCCCACAGAUGUGGGCUGAAACGUAAGAGCGGGGAGCUUGAGAACUUGGGGAGCACCAUGCAGAUUGUUGAGGACCUGUCAAUGUUACCCGCAAUGUUGCAAUCAAAUGUGGGAAAUCCACCUGUUGCGGUUCCACAGGCAGUUGGCGGAGGGCCUGCAAAGCAAGGUGGAGGUUCAGGAAAUGGGGAUGGAGAUUACCAGUUGGUGCAGCAUGAGAUGCUUUGCUCGUUGAAGAACACCUAUGAGGUAUUAGACUUCCUUGGUCGUGGUACUUUCGGCCAGGUUGUAAAAUGCUGGAAACGAGGCACCAAAGACAUUGUGGCAGUGAAGAUCCUGAAGAAUCAUCCAUCAUAUGCACGGCAGGGGCAGAUUGAGGUGGGCAUCCUGGCCCGCCUGAGCAAUGAGAAUGCCGAUGAGCAUAAUUUAGUGCGGGCUUUUGAGUGUUUCCAGCACCGGAGCCACACCUGCCUCGUGUUUGAGAUGCUGGAGCAGAACUUGUAUGACUUCCUCAAGCAAAAUAAAUUCAGCCCAUUACCUCUGAAGGUGAUUCGUCCCAUUCUUCAGCAGGUGGCCACGGCACUAAAAAAGUUGAAGGGAAUGGGACUGAUCCACGCAGACCUGAAGCCUGAGAACAUCAUGCUGGUGGACCCUGUACGGCAGCCCUACCGUGUGAAAGUCAUAGACUUUGGCUCAGCAAGUCACGUGUCCAAAGCAGUCUGCUCAACGUACCUCCAGUCACGGUACUACAGGGCUCCAGAGAUCAUUCUUGGCCUGCCUUUUUGUGAAGCCAUAGACAUGUGGUCGCUGGGAUGUGUAAUUGCUGAGCUCUUCUUGGGUUGGCCCCUAUAUCCAGGAGCCCUCGAGUUUGACCAGAUUCGCUACAUUUCUCAGACGCAGGGUCUGCCAGGAGAGCAUCUGUUAAAUGUGGGGACGAAGACGUCUCGAUUCUUUUGCCGGGAGUCGGACUCGCCGUAUGCGACCUGGAGACUUAAAUCCACAGAGGAGCAUGAGACAGAGACGGGGCUGAAAUCAAAAGAAGCCAGGAAGUACAUCUUCAGCUGUUUGGAUGACAUAGCGCAUGUGAAUCUAGUGAUGAAUCUGGAAGGCUGUGAUUUGUUGGCAGAGAAGGUUGAUCGUGCAGAGUUUGUGGCUUUGCUGAAGAAGAUGUUGUUAAUAGAUGCAGAGGAAAGAAUCGCCCCGAGUGAUGCUCUUAGCCAUCCUUUCGUUACCAUGCAGCACCUGCUAGACUUUCCACACAGCAACCAUGUCAAAUCAUGUUUUCACAUCAUGGAUGUUUGCUGCUCACGACCAGGCAGUUAUGAGUCUCACAGUCGGACCAAGGCUCAGUUUGUCAGGACAGUCCCGAGCACUGGUGCUGCAUCCAACCUCACCCUGCCCUUCUGCAAGGUGACUGGCAUUCACACUCAGGCUUUAGCCUCAUCUGCCCCGACAGUGAUGCAUCCUGGAAUACCUCUUCAGACAGGAAGUGCUCAGUUUGGAGACUCUUUCCAGCAGGCGCUAAUUCUCUGUCCCCCAACAAUACAAGGUCUCCCACCAAACCCAAAUAAACCAGCAGGAUACUCAGUAAGCAUGGAGAGCACAGUCCCGCUGGUGACACAAGCAUCUGCCAUUCAGCCUCUACAGAUCAGACCAGGGGUCAUCACACAGCAAGGGUGGUCAAAUCGUGCCCAGCAGAUCCUGGUGCCCACCUGGCCUCAGGUGACCCCAGUAGCCCCUGUGGCUCCCUCAGCAACAACAUUGGCCUCAGAACCAGUGGCAGGCCCACAGAGACUAGCAGAUUGGGGGAAAGUUCAUUCCCAUGGCAACCAUUACAGCUCCAUGAUGCCGCACCAUCAGCCACUGUUAACCAACCCGAUGGCCAUGUCAGCUCAUCAGCCUAUCAGUAUAGGGAUAGCCCAUGUAGUCUGGCCACAGCCAGCGGCUAACAAGAGAAACAAACCUUCUUCAAACAGAUGUAACAACUUCAUGCACAGCACCAACUCCCAAAACGUAUCAUGCCAGUCCCCAAAGAUGGUAAACAGUGCCAAAAACACAGAGGAAGAGGCAGCUGAUUGUGUGGUGGAGGCAGAGUCAGAGGCGGUGCAAGAGGAGGAGUCUGUGUGCUGUAAGGCGGAACCAGAGUAUGAGGACCCGACUGUGUCUCAGAAACAGAGGCAGACCAUCGUUAUCACUGAUUCUCCAAGCCCUGCAGGCAGCAUCAUCAGUAUCAGCAGUGGAACAGAUGAAGAUGGGCCGGACACUCAAAAACAUGCACUAGAGUGUAAGGGUAGCCCAGACUGUGAGGCAUGUCAGAGCACACUGAAUAUGGAGCGUGUUUGUUCCCUGAGCAGUCCUGAUUCAACACUCAGCACCAGUUCAUCAGCUUCAGAACAGUCCAGCGCCUCCCCCUGCAAGAGACCCAACAGUAUGUCAGAUGAUGAGCGUGAGAGUGGGUGUGAUACGGUGGACGGCUCGCCUGCAUCGGUGUCCUCCAGUCGAGCUGACAGUCCCUUCCUGGAGGCUACCUAUAUUAAUGACAACAACCAGAACUGCAAAGCUACUGGAAGUACAGAGACAGAGUCUGCCAAGCUGCCUGUCCGCACCAUGGUGGUGCCACCAAUGCGGGUUCAGAAUGAGCCAGUGGGGCGAACAGUAAUAGAACCAUCAUGUCCACCCAAAGGGCGCAGUGGUUCCAACAGACAGCUGCCCUACUCAACAUUAUUGGUGAAUCGACAACAGAAGUCCACACCGGCUUUCCCGCCCCUGCAGCCCCCUCAACAGCAGCUUUUUGGACAGGUCCAGCAUUAUGGCUCAUCCCACCAGGAGUGGAAUGGGAACUACAGUCACCGGCGACCCCAGGCGUUCAUCCCACCCACCGUACACAGCCACACUUUCACUCUGCCUCAUGGUAGUCCCACUCACACAACUCACCCCCCUCAAUCGCACCUGGGCGUCCACCCUCACACCCAGCCAGCUUUACUGUCCUACCCCCCGUCAGGCCCCCUGGUGACAAAUGCCCCCAUGGCCCACCUCUUGGCAUCACCUGGGGCUACACGAAAUCAUGUUUUUCAGCCAGCGUAUGGCCUCUCUCAUCCUGCGGGUCACCUUUUGCACCAGGUCACUGUGGGGAUCAAUCGUCUCCUACCCUCACCCACCAUCCACCCUCAAGGUCAAUUCAAACCCUUGUUCCCCCCUCACUCCUUCAUUGCAUCACCCGCAUAUGCAGGCUUUCCCCUAAGCCCCACCAAACUAAACCAAUACCCAUAUGUCUGAGACUCGCUUCACAAGCCUCUGGAGGGCCGUCAACAUGGACGAAAUGCCGUGCUCUCUGCAGAAACCACCAACCACCUGGUUUUCAGACCAUGGCUAAGAAAGAAAAGCGGUUUCUCUGGAUUAUGUAGACUUGAGUGCAAUUAAUAUGAGCUUUAAAAAGGAAAUGUUGGGAAAGUUUUUUGCAAGUAGACAAAGAAAGUGCACGGUUGAGAAUCAAGCGAAUUGGAUAAAAAAAAAAAAACUGUUUUGCACAUUUGAUACAUCACCUUAUCGGAUUUUCAGAUCUCUAGAUUUGAGCACUGCUCAAACGUCAACAAUGGAUGGUGUCCAAAAUCAUGUGAUGGUCAACUUAUUUUUAUACAUUGCCUUUAUCUUGUAUACAACACAUAUUUGUUUGUAAAGACAGCCCAGUAUGGUGUUCACAACCGAUGAAAUGUGUCUGUGUUUUCAUGCGUUCCAAGUAUUUGUACUUACUUCGUCUUUGGUGUUGUUUGGAAUGGAGUCUCCUAUUGGAGUUGUUUGUCACAUGCUGCAUGUGUUGCAUGAUGUUGAUCAGAGAGAAACCUAUAGGGGCUCUUUACGUGUCGACAGGCUCGCUGCAUUGUUGUCCCCAGCCAUAGUGCCUUAUAUAUCGGCAGUUGUUCGUGUUCUACUACACUAUCUUUCUCUGUGUGUAUAUAUAAUGUGUUUGUGUACGUACGUGUCCUGGACUGCAGCACUUGCAAUUCAAAUCAGUCCGUGCGUUUUAGUUUUAGUUGAUUUUUUUUUUUUUGCGUGUGCGUGCGUGUGUAUAUGUAUUACGUAUAUACACACUGGUGUAUUAUUUCAUGCAUAGAUAGGCAUCAAUGUACUGCAUUGCACAAACCGCAGUGCUUAUUUUUGGAUCCAAUGUAUAUCUGAGAUGUAGUGAGUUUCUUUACGUUAUUUCUUGGAAGAUGACGGCAUGCUUUUGCUGCUGCAAAUGCUUGCUGUUGGUUUUGUUAUUUUUAUUCUUUAUUUUUCGUUGAUGUUAUCUCGUAUCUGGAUAUGUAGAAAUUAGUUUGAAUUUCUAUUCAGAAAAAUCUACAAAACUAACAGUAUUUGUACUGUUUAGUAAAACUGCAAUACAAUCUAUAUAGUUAGAAGUUUGUUAUUUCCUUUUGUGUAUUUAGUUCUUUGGGUUUGUGUGUGUGUGUGUGUUUGUUGUUUUGUGUGGUGGGCAUGGCUUCGACUAGAUGAAGACACAAAUGCAAAUAUCGGUCUUUGAUUCAGGGUCAUGGAUUCAUCUUAGCCUGAGCAGACCAUGCAGUAUUUGAUGUAUAGACACAUGAGUAUAUAUAAUAGAGCUAGUUUAUUUAGUGCUGAAGCUUGACACGGUGUGUUUAAGGUGUGCAAUCCUCAUUUAUGCAUGUGUGAAUCGAGUUCUUUCUUAAUUAUACCAUUAUAUCAUAUGUUGAAAGCUUGUUGGUGUCAAUUGCAUUUUAUACAUUCCGUCAGGGAGAAAUUAAAAUAUAGUGUGUGUCUCAUAUAGAGUGCUUAUUUAGUUUUUUCUGUUUGUUCUGCUUGGUUUCUGUGUUUUUGCCUCUUAAUGAAGUUGCUUGUGUACCACCAAAGACUGUAAUUCUAAAGGCUCUGUUCCAAACCUAGUGAUCUAUCUAAGCAUAUGAUAUUUCAGUUUAUCAUCGUUAUACUCUUAAUAAAAAUGCUGAGAAAUGGGAAAAAUCCCAUUUUAGCCUUGAUAAUCUACAAUGAUCAGUCAUGGAUAUAGCAUUAGAAGUGCUGUAAACUAGAAGUUAUCGGUCACAGAAAUUUGUUGGUGAUCAUUUUUGGCUACACAAUCUAACGGUCAAAUUAAGUUGUUACAACUCUUUGUAUCUCGUAACAUGUUAGGCAUCAGCAGUUUGAUUCAACCAUGCUUUAUUGGUUGUUCAUGCUGUAACCCCUUCAGUUCUGUCAUUACUGUGUGUUACAACAAAAAGUCCUUGUCAACAUGGGUUUAGACUGGAAACUACAGUUUCCUCCUAUAGCCCAAAGAUAUGCAGGCUAGGUAAAGGAGUCCAAAUUGUUUUCUUCUGCUAGGUUGUGUCCAACUCAGGGCAGUCUUUAUAGUUUGGUGCUGGUUCUUUCUGAAAAAAAAAAAAAAAAAAAAAAAAAAAAAAAAAAAAACGUCAGAUGCCACAGCAUUGGAACUCAGUAAAUAUGCUUUGACUCCAUUCUCUUCACUGGUAGUAAUUGUGUAUUUUCAUAGGCCAGAAUAUAUUACAUACUUCCGAGGCAUCCAUUGUCUGGCUUGGAUUCUGCUCUGGCACUGAUCUUAUUAAUUUCACCCCUCUGCAGCAUUCUGUGGGCUACAGCAGAACUGGUUUGAUAAAGCUUUCGUACAGACAAAGCUGUGCUGUGUUGCAGUAUUGGCUAGAUUUCAAGAAUAUCUUUAAUCUGACUUGUAAGUCCACUAGAUAGCUUUCUCAAGGUCACCCACUGAAGCUAAGCAGAGUUGUAUCUGGUCAGAACCUGGAUGGGAGACCAUGUGGUUGCUAAAAACUUGGUUCCUACUGGAAAAGACACUACUAUUACCAGCAGGGGACGCUAACCCUGUGGUCUGUUUGGGUUUGACAGUGUAGUCUUUUAAUGUCAGUGAGCAAAAGUCUUUGGAUGAAAAUUGGUGAUUAAAAUCCCAGGAUGUCUUUUGAAAAAAAGGACCGGGCAUCAUGGCCAAACUUACCUACUGGCCUCUGUCCAUCAUGGCCUCCUAACUAUCCCCAUUACAUCUAAUUGGUUUUAUCACUCUGUCUGCUCUCCACCAAUAAGUUGGUUUGUGGUGGGGCACAGAAUGACUGCUGUUGUGUCAUCCUGGUGGAUACUGCACACUGGUGGUGGUUGAGGAGAUUACCCUGCAAUCUCUGAAGCACAUUGGGUGGUUUUUGCAUUUAGAUUUUUCUUUUAACUAUUCAGGCCACAAUUCUUGGGAACUUUUGAAAUCUGACUACAAGUAAAGUCUCUUACAGCAAAAUGAUUGGCAAAGUCAACUGUUACUUUCCCACAUGAUCCACUUGAUGGAUCAGAAAUAAUUUCAAAUGUGUCUGCCUUACAACAGGGUUGUCCAAACUUGUUCCUGAAAGUCCAUUGUGCUACAGAGUUUAACUUGGCUCCAAUUUUUAGGGUGUACUCGCACUAGGUACAGUUGCUUUGACCCUUGCCGAAGCGCAGUUGUCCACCUCCCCUCUUCCCCGACAGCCUGCACUCACACACUGCAUUUUGCCUUCCAAAUCUGAGCACGCUUACCCCAUCUAUAAUGCGAUUGUUCAGUUAAAGAAGAAGAGAAGAGCUCUUGUUCAGCACAGUGGACAUUGCUUCAGUUAUAUUGUUUUAGUCAUUUGUGAUGCAGUGACAUGCAGUCAAAUAUUUUGCUUAACAGGUCCACAACUUUUGACACUCAUAAAAGUCCUAAAAACAAACUGGAAAACGCACCUGGGCACGGUUCGAAUACCAUAGUGUGAGUGCACCCUAAUUGAACAUACCUCAAUCUACUAAUUAAUGUCUUUUGGCUUAGUAGGAACUUGUAGGCAAGUGUGCUGGAGAUAGUUGGAGCAGGAUUAGAGGGCCAGUGGUCUACAGUGAUGUCACCUUUGAACUUCUUGAAGAAUAUGUCAUUUUAAUGGAAAUACAUAGAUAAGAUAGCUUUUCCAUUUCAUGACAGGAGUAUUCUGUCUCAAAGUCUAGAGUAAAUUUGAUGUGUAGAGCAGUUUUCGGUUUGAGCAGUGUGAUGUUUCCAAGAGGAAGAAGUUCUUUACAACCUAUUCCUCCUCUAAAUUCAUCUUAUUCUUGUUUGAGUUUCAGGUCAGUUGUUUUGUCAAUUCUUUGUAGAACAACUGUACAGACAUCUUUUGAUAGAACUGAGAUCUAUCCAACUGAGAUUCAGUUGUCAGAGCUCCCUUGUCCAGAGAUCUCCCUUCUCUGGGAGUUUCACAAUGAUGCCUAUGUUCCAGUCUUCUGGGUGGGUCUCUUGUUCCCAGACAUUAAAGUGUCAAGGUCAGACAGCAGGCAUGGAAUCAGUUUCCCAUUUUUCAUGGUUUUGAUGGAAAGCCUAAGUUCUGCCUCAAUAAUGAGUGCAUUGGGGGGAAAUUAAGAUGUCUGACACAUUUUAAAUGCACUCAUGCAAAAGAGUUUCAAUUUAAAAUUGUUAAAGUACCCAGUAUUCCUGUGAUUUUAUUUUUGUUCUUACAAGAGUAAGAGCUGUUAGCUUAGCAACAUGCUAGUAUCAAAUUCAUUUGAAAUAAGUUUCACAAAGACUUUUGUGAAUUAAUGCUUAUGUGAUGCAUUUUAUAUUGUCUGCAUAUGUAGGCAGUAGAUGGCAAGGCAGCUCACUAGAAUUUGGAACGGAGCCAUUUUUCUGAGCAAGGUAGCUACUCUCUCUGCAUAGACCUCACGUAUACUGUAGUAAUUCUAGUUAAAGGGUAAAUUUCAAAAACUGUAUUUAAAAAAUGGCUGAGGUUACGUUUAGCUUUUUGAACAAGUAAUAAGUCGUAUCAUCUAUCUUGAAUGUAUCAUAGACAAGCUGCUAUAUAUUGAUUGCCACUUCGGAUAGCUGUGAAAUUAGAUUAGACUAGUUCAUAUCUGCAUAUGUUUAUUUGUAUGGGUCUCUCUGAUUGCCUAAACUAGAAGUGGAUUUUGAUUUUUGAGUAAAUUUUUUGCUUCAA